AUGUCGCGACUGGCCUUCACCGAAUCCCAGCGAGGACCUGCACGCGACUCCCUCGAACUUGCCUCGCUUGCCGAUUCCGAUGAACACGACGAUCUACCCUCAGAAACAUCCUCUCCAUCAGGUAUCUCCUCGUCGCGUCGCCUCUCCCUAGAGGAUGAAGAUCCACUCGACAGCGCAAAUCCGGCCGGUCGUGGCCGUUUGCGUGGCCGUUCCUAUUCCGUCUCAUCUGCGUUCGACUUCACUCCCGCCCUCUUCCCACUUUCUUCCACCAGCGGCGGAUACACUGCGCUCGGCGCGCCAAGUCAAGUCUCGCUGACUCUUGAACGUGCCGGCGCCAUCGAAAACCUAGAGAAGAACAAGACAUUGACAUACUUGAACGGCCUGUCGCUGGUGGUUGGACUAGUCAUUGGGUCUGGCAUCUUCUCCUCGCCCGCCCAGGUCAACUCUCACACUGGCUCGCCCGGCGCGGCACUAAUAGUAUGGGCUAUAUCGGGCGUUCUCACCUGGACGGGUGCGUCGUCAUACGCUGAGCUGGGAGGAGCCAUUCCCUUGAACGGCGGCGCCCAAGUCUACCUGGCCAAAAUCUUCGGAGAGCUAACAGGUUUCCUCUUCACCUGGACCGCCAUCCUUGUACUCAAGCCCGGCUCCGCUGCCAUUAUCGCCAUCAUCUUCGGCGAGUAUGUCAUCAGAGCAGCCAUCGGCGCCGAUGUAGAGGAUGUCAACCCCUGGAUCAACAAAGCCCCAGCCUUCCUGGCGCUCGCGGUUGUCACUUUCUUCAAUUGCAUCUCCACCCGUUUCGCCGCCCGCAUCGGUGAUCUUUUCAUGUUCUUCAAGUUCAUUGCGCUGAUUGCUAUCACUGUGGUUGGCAUUAUCGUUGCUGUUACCGGUCUGUCCUUUAAUGGCCCAGCCAAUACCGACUGGAAGACCAAGGGCUGGUUUGAGGGCACGUCGACCGACAUCUCUAACUGGGCCGUUGCUAUCUACGCUGGCCUGUGGGCCUUCGACGGCUGGGACAACACCAACUACGUGACUGGCGAAUUCAAGAACGCAGCCAAGGAUCUGCCGCGUGUGAUCCACACGGGCAUGCCUCUCGUCAUCUUCUGCUAUAUCCUUGCCAACAUCGCCUAUGUAUUCGUCCUCCCUCUGGCUACCAUCAACAAAUCAAACACGGUGGCUGUACAAUUCGGCAAUCAAGUCUUUGGUGGCAUCGGUGCCUUGGUCCUCGCCCUCAUUGUCUCUGGAUCCUGCUUCGGCGCCCUCAAUGCCACAACCUUCACCUCUGGCCGCCUGGUAUACGCAGCAGGUCGUGAAGGCUACGUGCCCGCACUUUUCGGCAAAGUUGGCUUCGGCACCUCCACCGACCUAAGUGCACCGAACAAGUUUCGCAAGCGGUCCUGGUUUACCAAGAAGAUAAGCAAGAUCUUUGGGGAUGACGCCGGAUUUGGAUAUACGCCCAUUAACGCUAUGAUCCUCAACUCGCUGCUCACCGCGGUCUACGUUGCCGUUGGUGAAUUUCAGACCCUCAUCACCUUCUACGGCGUUGCCGGCUACACAUUCUAUUUCCUGACCGUGCUUGGAUUAAUCGUGCUACGCAUCCGCGAGCCAAACCUCGAACGGCCGUACAGGACGUGGAUUACCACACCCAUAAUCUUCUGCUGCGUCAGCUUGUUUCUGGUCACGCGGGCGGUUAUCAACCAGCCGCUGCAGACCUUGGUGGUCAUAGCCUUUGUGGCGAGCGGCAUCCCUGCAUACUAUUGGCGUGUGCGAGGACGGGAUGGUCCAAAGGGCCAAAGAGACGGGGAGAGGAGGUUCUGGCGGCGAUGGGGCCGGAGCUGA
Cyphellophora europaea CBS 101466 is the source of this 1836-nucleotide messenger RNA. RefSeq lists its product as uncharacterized. Gene Ontology annotation, biological process: amino acid transmembrane transport. Gene Ontology annotation, molecular function: L-amino acid transmembrane transporter activity. Bases 1 to 1836 code for a protein of 611 amino acids. The record is from RefSeq and is a predicted model, not a curated record. The transcript has a single exon. Lineage: Eukaryota; Fungi; Ascomycota; Eurotiomycetes; Chaetothyriales; Cyphellophoraceae. Gene Ontology annotation, cellular component: membrane.